CUACCAGUGUGCUGGCUGUGUUCCUCUCUCUGCUCUCUCCUCUGAAUGUACUUCAUUGGUUUAUUACGGACCAGACACAGCAGCCCAGGAGAGAAGCCGAGCAGAGCUGGGAUAAACGACAGAAGGGACAUUUUUAAAAUCCAAUGAGUAAACAACGGAAAUGAGUGAGAGUACAUCAUUUAUUCGAAUCUUCGUGGGGGUCCUGCUCAGUGCGACAGCUGCAGGUGUAUUUACCUCCUGUCCCAUUGAGUUGAGCCCCCCCAGUGUUGUGGUGAGAUAUGGAGACUCGGUGUCAGUCAACUGCAGCACAUCGGAGAGCCUGUUUGAUGGAAUUGGCUGGGAGGCUUCACAAGGAGGAAAAAGUGUAGAGAAUGUCAACCAUAUGGCCUGGACAGUGGAGAAGCUAACAGAAUGGAAAAUUUCUCCCUCAUGCUACAUCAACCCAUUCCCGAAUAGUUCCUUUCAGCAGUGUUUCAAGUACCCUAAAGUUGUACUUUACACAUUCCCAGAAAACAUCAGUCUCAGCUCCAGCAGUGGCCCACAUAUGGGGAUGCCUGAAGGGAAGAAACAUAACUUCACAUGUGACAUCCAGAAUAUAGCUCCUGUUAUAAAUCUCACCGUAAAGUGGUACAAAGGAGAUGAAAUGGUCUAUGAAGACACUUUUAAAGAUCCCAGUAAGGAACCAGUGGAUCAGUCAUCUAUAUUUAGCCUAAUACCGACCAGACAAGACAACGGAGUAACAUUCAGAUGCGAGGCACACUUGGACCUCCGACCUGAAGGUCCACAACUAAAUGCAUCUUCACAAGAGUAUAAUAUUAGAGUAUUUUUUGGACCAGAGGUUCAAUGCGCUGCUGUACUGGAAGGAGAAACAUUGGAAAGAAGAUGCUCUGUAACGGGAUAUCCUAUACCGACGGUCACAUGGUUGAAAAAUGGAACAUCCAUAGAACCGACCGAGCCUUUGAGCAGGGAGAACGCAGGCAUGUACGACGCUGUAGCUGAAGGCGCUAAUUCAACCACAACGCAACACCGGAUUGAGGUGUGGUAUAAACCAGAGUUGAAGUGUCCGAGCAAUUACACUGCACUGGAGGACGCUCCUCACAACCUUUCAUGCACUGUUGAGGGCUUUCCUAAAGCUGAGGUUUUGUGGUUUAAAGAUGAAGACGAGGUGGCCCUUCCAGAAAGCUUGACAAGAAGUGAUACAGGGCAGUAUGUGAUCACAGCUUCAAACAAUCUGUCAAGUAUCAACGUCACAGUGGAGAUAAAUGUCGUAUACCCACCAUCCCAGAUAGUCGAGCUUGAAGACUCAGAAGUUGAUGUUGGUUCCGAUGUGUGGUUGAAGUGCUCCUCAACGGGCAACCCACGACCAAACUAUCUCUGGGAUUAUUAUCAGACUGCCAAUGUGGUGGAGGAAAAUGAAGAUGGAGUGUCCCGUCUGCACAUCCAUAACGCUACUGUAUACAACAAGGGCUCCUACACAUGUCACGCCAGGAAUGACAGAGGAAAUGUCUCUAAAACAGCCACAGUCACAGUAAAAGGUGCCUGGCAAGAAUGCCCCAUCGUAAUAACUCCGGAGAGGAUGGUGGUACAAUACCAAGACAGAGAGCAACUUGCGACAUGCAAUGCAACAUCAACCGACCACCCUCACUUGAAAGAAAUCUCCUGGCAGGUUCUGCAUGGUGUCAAAAUUGACAGCUCGAGUUGGUCUGUUGACACCCAUAAAGACUGGGACCCAAAGCCUGUUUGUACUGCAAUAUUUGAUGUACAAGGAACAUGCCAGAAACAUUUAAACUUCACCCUCUACAAAACACCAGACAGUGUCUCCGUUUCUACUGUGAAUAACUUGAGCUCAGUGGUGGAGGACAAGGAGUUCCAGCUGCAGUGUGACAUUACCAACGUUGCUCCUGCAGGGAACCUCGUCGUGCAGUGGUACAGAGGGAAUAAAACCUUAUCAAAAGGUUCACUGCGAGUGAGUGGCUGCCUGCCUGAGAACAACACAAAUUGUGACAUCAAUGCUGUCCGGUCCCCGCUGAAUGUGUCGUCUACCAUCAGCUUCACUCUGGACAGAAAUGACAAAAGCGCAGAGUUCAGAUGUGAAGCGAUAUUGGAUCUUGGAGCUGAAGGACCAAAGCCUCCUCCAAACAUGAUGUCCAGUCCUCUGAACAUCACUGUUUACUAUAAGCCCAGCAUUAAUACCACAAAGCUUCCAAAGAGGAUCCCAUUGUUCAGAGGUUAUCCUGAGGAGCUUGUCUGUGAAGCAGAGGGUCACCCCCCUCCGGAGAUCGAGUGGCUCUACGGCGAAGACAAAGUGCCCCACAAGUCUGGAGACACACUCAUUGUGUAUGAAGCCGGCCGCUACACAUGCAACGCCACGAAUGAAAUGGAUUCCACCUAUCAUGCAGUGGAAGUGAUUUUAAAAGAGGACUACCUUCCGCUCAUAGCUGGAUUUGUGGCUGUCACAGUAGUUGCCAUUUCCAUCGUCUUCCUCUUCAUCUACUCAAUCUACUACAAGAACACCAAGAUGCGUCGCUACAGUCUUAAAAAUGCCAAACUUGACACUCAAAGUGGCAACGUAGCCCACUACGGAUGUGACAUGCAGUUUCCUAUGACUAAACUGUCUUAGCAGAACAUCUAUGGGUAGCACAGACUGAACAGCUGACCACUCUGAAUGCAUCUCUCUGCCACCAGAAACUAAAGUGUGACUCAGCCUGCAGGCUCACACUGGACAAGCCUGCAUCUAUUUUCCAACAUACAAUAGUAUUUUACCAUUUAUGGAAUAAUCUAAUCAUACAAAAUAAUAAACCUUGGCUUGAGAUGUAGACUUUUAUAUUUACUACUGGAUUUGACCUUUUCACUGGAAAGGAAGAAGAGGAGCAAGGGCUCAAAAUGCCAAGAAAACUGUUUUAAAUGUAUUUUCACUAUAGAACAUAUUAAGUAUGAUUAUGAAUGUUUUUUGUCCACAUUGGUUUCACCAACGCUUGUGCUUCUCAUUAUGCCCCCUUAAUAUUCACUCAAACUCAGAUCUCAGUGUGAAAUUGUUUUUAAAAACCAAACAUGAUUUUGUAAAGCACAUAGGAAGUGUUGACCCUGAAACUGCAGUGGUUUUAAUUUCUACUAACAGGAAGUUUGCAGUGUUUUCGCCCCUCAGAAGGUGUGACAUUGAAUCAGCUCUUCUCACAGUAUUGCUUGUGCAUUCUAUUCAUUGACCCCAUUGUCCCUUUACUAUUCUUUGUAAGCCACUCUGCACUUCUUUCUGAGUGUGUAGCCUUCUCUGUGCCAGGUGUGACAUUGUGCCUUAUUGUGUCAGGCCUUAUGGGACAAAUUGUCUUGUGCCACAGUUGUAAUGCUUUUGUAUGAAUGACUGCAGGCAUUUAUUGCCUAUUACAAUUUUAGAUUCUGGAUGUUUUAUGUAAAUGCAAAGCAAUUAUAUUUAUUUAUGAGAAACAGCAAAGGUAAAACAAUUUAGUAUUGAACAUGGAGAACAGUCCGGUGUGUAAAUGUAAAUUCAAUGUGAGGGACAUGAAAAUAUUUGUGAAUAAAGCUGUAAAUAUUUGUGACUGAUGUUAAACUGUAUUUUAAUAAUAAAAUGACUUUUCAAACAGA
This is a messenger RNA of Notothenia coriiceps (black rockcod), 3600 nucleotides long. RefSeq names its product hemicentin-1-like. Gene Ontology annotation, cellular component: membrane. Gene Ontology annotation, biological process: cell-cell adhesion. Gene Ontology annotation, molecular function: integrin binding. Bases 161 to 2620 code for a protein of 819 amino acids. The record is from RefSeq and is a predicted model, not a curated record. NCBI's taxonomy places the organism in Eukaryota, Metazoa, Chordata, Actinopteri, Perciformes, Nototheniidae. The transcript is spliced from 11 exons.